Molecule: messenger RNA, 1278 nt
Organism: Sclerotinia borealis F-4128
Lineage: Eukaryota; Fungi; Ascomycota; Leotiomycetes; Helotiales; Sclerotiniaceae
Source: the annotation of a GenBank genome assembly
AUGCCCCAAUGGGGAAGACCAUCAGGUGCGAAGGGGAGCAGGAGGAGGAGACAGCAGGAGCAGGGUCAGGGACAUUGGCAGCAGUCGCGUGUCGAGGAGCUUGAUAGCGAGGGUGACACAGAUACACAAGGCGUUGGGUUACAUUUGGGCGAGAAACGAUUUGCAAGCGACCCGCUUCAUUUUACGGGUAUAGAUAUUUCUUCAAACACGAGGCCUAGGAGGGGUUAUUCUUAUGACGAGGCUGAGAGAUCUUCCGAAUCUGAUUCUGAAUAUUCGGAUUACUAUGAGGGCGAUGACAAACAAUUGGCUUUGCGAGGGGGCAACGAGGAAGCAAUAGUACAAGGUGCUCUAGCUCAAAUUCGACGUGCUCAAGAUAAAGGAAGACAAGAUGUGAAGCUCACCCAAGAAGAGCUUGACGCCCUGGAACGCCGACGGAUACGUAUGCAAGCUGCUGCCGCCGCGAAAGCUGCCAAGAAGGGAACCGGACCAACUGGAAUUGGAGCGGAAAAGAAACGGCGAAGCGAUCGAAAGACUGUUGAUAUUGCUUCUCUUAUAGACCCUAAGCCAUCUAGUGAACCAAAGAAAAGAAAGUCGAAAAGAAAGUCCGGUAGUUCUUCACACAGUACUACGGCCGGACCUGGAAUCAUUGUUGAUGGACCAAAUGGAUCUUCAUAUACUCCAAUUGGUGGUUAUCAUCCUUCGGAUAGAGAAACAUCUCGUUCUCAUUCAUCAGCACGUCACGAUGGCCAUACACCCCCAGGUACGAGUCGACAUUUCUCUGACGGCAUGCGGCCAACUUCUUCUCAUAACAACAAUCCUCGUCGUUCUUUGCCAGAAGAGGAAAGCUGGAAUCCUACCAAUAACAAGCGGACUUCUCUUUCUUCUCAAUACCAUGUCGCUGAUCCCUUUGAUUACCAGGUUUCCGCUGAUCAGCUCGCACCCAUUCCGCAGCAGUAUAUGCACCCAUCUCCAGGUCGUCGUAAUCAUUCCGGUCCCGCCGAAAUCUCUUAUACCUCUGUGCGACGCAGUCCACCACAAGGCUAUCCUGCCACAGAUAGAGCCCCUUCCGAUUCAUCUCUCAGACAUCGCAAUUCUACUCGGGGCGAGAUUGACGUCAUAACAAUUCCAGAUAGCAGCGAGGAAUCAGAUUCGAGCGAUGAGCUAGAAAAUGGUGUGCAAGUUUUCCUAGAACAACGAGAGCCGGAACGAGAGCGGGUUGUUCCUAGGAGACCUGUUAGUGGUAGUGGGAGUGGUAGAAAAAAAGGCAAGGGAAAAUAA